Ixodes scapularis (black-legged tick) is the source of this 446-nucleotide messenger RNA. RefSeq names its product phenylalanine--tRNA ligase alpha subunit (gene alpha-PheRS). The record is from RefSeq and is a predicted model, not a curated record. Gene Ontology annotation, biological process: phenylalanyl-tRNA aminoacylation. Lineage: Eukaryota; Metazoa; Arthropoda; Arachnida; Ixodida; Ixodidae. Gene Ontology annotation, molecular function: tRNA binding; phenylalanine-tRNA ligase activity; ATP binding. Gene Ontology annotation, cellular component: cytoplasm; phenylalanine-tRNA ligase complex; cytosol.
UCAACUCUCAAGGAUGGCGGAUCUUGUUGAGCGUGUUCUGCUCCACGUCGCGGAACAUGGAGCGACAGAUUCCCUGGACUUGGCAUAUCGGCUCGAUGUCGACCAUCAAAAAGUCGUUGGAGCAAUCAAGAGCAUCCAAUCCUUUGGCGAUGUGAUCCAGGCGGAGCAGCGGAGCACCCGUCUCUGGGAGCUCACGGCGGAGGGGCAGGAGGUGGCCGAGAAGGGAAGUCACGAAGCCCUCGUCUUCCAAGCCAUCCCCCAGCAGGGCAUCAGCCAGCAGCUGCUCAUGAAGAACGUUCCCAAUGCCAAGGUGGGCUUCAGCAAAGCCAUGUCCUUGGGAUGGGUUCGUCUGGACAAGACUGGUGACGGAGGACCCACUGCCUUCCGCAAGGUGGACGAGAUCGAGGACCGAGCGCAGCAGUACCUGGCUGCCAUCCAGAGGAGGU